Molecule: messenger RNA, 1689 nt
Organism: Nezara viridula (southern green stink bug)
Lineage: Eukaryota; Metazoa; Arthropoda; Insecta; Hemiptera; Pentatomidae
Source: the annotation of a GenBank genome assembly
AUGCCACAUGGGAGCUUAUCGCUUGGAGCGAGGUUCAAACUUACUACGGCAGUCGUCAACAAGAGAUCAGCCAUGAUGGUACACACCAACGCAGCCGAUUACGUCCUGGACUGUAUUUCGUCGAAGCAGGAUAAUGUAGCACAGAUCGACUCCACGAGCGGUAAGACCAUCUCUUGCUCAGAUAUCAGACAGAUGGUUAAGACGGUAUCCUGGAAGGUCCAGUCGGCAGGUUUCGGCCCUGGUUCGGUGGUGGCACUCUGCUCGGAGAACUCGUUGGAGUACGUCGGGGUACUGUUGGGGAUCCUUAGGGCAGGCGCCAUUGCAGCUCUGUACCCUACUUCCCUUAGACCGAGAGAAUUGGAACACUCGAUAUCCAUCACAAAACCAUCUGCACUCUAUGCGCCUGAACUAAAUUCAGAACAGCUGAGCACAAUAGGAAACUACCCUGAAAUCAAACUUUUCAAAUGGUCUUUGGAUGAAAUUAUGGAUGAUAAGGAAUCUGAUAAAUUUCAAACUGAAGAAAUUAUAAAUGAACACCAACCAGCAGUUCUCCUCUCAUCGUCUGGUUCAACUGGUUUACCAAAAGCAGUCACUAUCUGUCAUUCAAAUAUAAUUUGUUCACUAGCAGAAACAAGUGCAUUAAUGAUGAAAGCUGGUGAAACAGCACUAGGCUUGAUGCCUUUUUCUCAUGCGUACGGAUUAGGUCUGAUGCUGAUGGCACUCUGUGAAGGCUCCCCGCUGGUUGUGAUGCCUAAAUUUACUCCAGAGAAGUUUUCUCAAGUAAUUACUACUUACAAGAUAAGGCUUCUGCAUGUUGUGGCCUCUUUUUUAUCCAAAAUGAUAAAUGGAGUUAUAAAGCCAGAAAGCCUGAGUUCUAUCCGUGCUGUAUAUACUGGGGCAUGUCCAGUUCUACCAAAGAUACAAGCAGCCAUUCUGGAGAGACUACAGCCAGGAGCAAAGAUGUACCACAGCUAUGGGAUGACAGAAACUACUCACGUAGUAUGUUUCGGGGAAGUGCGUUUCGACAAGCCUGGGUCGCCGGGUCAAAUUCUAUCAUGUAUGGAUGCAAAGAUAAUUGGAAAUAAUGGAGAAGAAUUAAAAAGUGGUCAGAGGGGAGAACUAUGCCUCAAGGGUCCUUUGAUAAUGCCAAGUUAUUAUGGCAACCCGGAAGCUACUGAAGAGAGCUUUACCAAUGAGAAAUGGUUAAAAACUGGGGAUUUAGCAUGGAUAGAUGAAGAUGGCUACAUGUAUAUAGUGGAUAGAAUAAAGGAUAUCAUUAAAUUCUUGGGUUAUCAGGUAUCUGUUACUGAAUUAGAACAGAUAAUUAGUGAACAGUCUGGAGUUUCUGAGGUCGCUGUUGUUGGGAUUCCGCACGAGGCUUACGGAGAAGUACCACGGGCUUAUAUUGUACCAGAUGAAAAAGAAAAACCCUCAAAAACAGAAAUUGAGGAGGCAAUAAAACGAGAACUUUCCCAUUAUAAGUGGCUAAGAGGAGGUGUUAGGUUUGUUGAAUCUCUACCAAAAACACACAGUAUGAAGAUAAUGAGAAAACACCUGCGUGCCAUUCCAUGAUUUUUAUUUUAAUAUUUAUUUCAAUAUAUUGGUUUUUAUAAUUAAAUAAAUUCUUUAUAAAUACUGUUAAUAUUUGUAAAAUCAAUUUAUACUCUUGUUAAUAAAUUAUUUCAAUUU